CUACAGUUGUUCGUUGUUGAUCAAUGAAUUUCUAGCGGAAGAUUAUGGCCGUACUGUCGCGUGUAUAAACGGGAUACAAUUUUGGAAUGAAACGUAGUUAACUCUAGGAGUAUUUUAGCUUCAUCUUGGGAUAAAUAUGAUUUCAGUAGCUGCUAAUGCAUUCGAUGGAUUCGAUCAAACGACCCAAAAACGCAGUUUGAUAACAAGGGUAAGUUCAUGACAAGAUCUCGCUCAGUUAUUUAUAGUUUAGUUUCUAAAUAGGAAAGUCUUCAAAAAAUUGAUAACCAGGCAGAAAUGUCUCGUGGUGUUUCUUUCGCCCAUAACACUUAAGGACGGAUUACAGUGUUGUCGGGUUUGAAAAUGAUCUCGACAUAUUGACUUCGAAUAAAAAAGCUGCUAAAUUCAGUUCAUUCACAUGUCACCCACUGUGACAAAAUGCUGCACAGAAACAGAAUACAUUCGAUGUCCACAGAAACGAUUUGGCAACGGACCAAAACUCAAUGGCUGAUCUUUCAUUCUGGGAAGAUUAUAGGGAAUGCGACCGGGCAAAAAACCGGAAUAAUCUGGCGCGUGUUGGGGAACUAAGAAAAAUAAAUGCAUUAUUUUAUGAUUUUCAACUUGUUCUUAAAUGAACUAAUAAGAUGAAUAUACUGAAAUAUUCGAGGACAGAAGAUUCUGCCCGAAAGGGAUUUACCAGUGAUUAGUUGUCUGGUUAAAUUUUUUUAGGAGCGCUCAUAUAUCCUCCAGAAAAACGUGCGUCUAAAGAGGAAACAGGAAAUAGCUACAUUCUGGUUUAUCAAAUUUUGUGAAAUUCAGUGCACGAAAUGAGGCACAAAUAGUCAAUUGACAUCUAGCAUAGCCACAAAAUGCUACACCAAAUUCAUCAGGUAAACCAGGAAUAAAAAAAGCGAGGGAAAUGAUAAAAACGGAGUGGCGUUGAAUAUUUCAAAAUUUCAACACUCGUCAUGAAUAUAAACGUGCUUGACAGAUAUAGUGGCGAUUGUUUUCGACUAAAAUGUGGUCGCCUAAUUCUUAAUUUAUCAAAGGAAAAUAGCGAGUUCCAAAAAAAAAAAAAUGUUUUUGUAUGUAGAAGCGUGCAAUUCUUCUCCUGAUCAAAGAAAUACAUAAUUUACUUUCGCGUUAUAUUAUAUUUACGAUAUCUUAGAAUUUUGAAAAUGUAUUUGAACCAAAGGUCGCGCCGAACUUCGCUAUUGGCGGACGCGAUUAAAUUCAAAAUGGAGGGUAAAAUUUUGGGAUAUUACAGUUUACAGCGUUUUUCAUAAGAUAAGCUUUUUGCGGUCGCUUAAUCUAGUUUGUAAAUUGCGCAGUUAAAAAGCUACCUUUUAGAAAGAUAAAGCUUUAAUAAAGAGCUUCAGAAAAAUUUAACGUUUGACUCAAAGGUGGCUCACAAAAAUAAUACUUUAGAGAUCGAAAACUGACUACCAGAAUAUGUCUAAGGUCAGCAAAUAAUCCUAAAUCUGAAUCUCAGAUUAAAUGAGUAUCGAAUAUCUCUUCGAAUUACGACAUUCGUUUUUCAGCUGAUGAAAGAAAAUCGAUGCGUGCUCCGGUUGUGUUUUCCUACACGGGUGGAAUAAAAUUAAACUCGAUGUUUUGAGUUUCACACAAACCCAUGAAAGGGAGCCAGUUUCAACUCGACCAACCAGAAUAAAUUUCUUUAUUAGACGCCGCCACCUCCCAGCUGUGAACAUUCCUAAUUAUGAACUGAAGGGAAAAACAAUUUGGCAGUAUUUUGCAUUUAAAAUCUAAAGCACAGGUAAAUGAGUUGGGUCGACAAAGUAGCGCAGCGAGCCUUGGAUUAAAUUCAGUCUAGCAGGUGUUUUAAGUCAAUAAAUUGACGAGAUACGCUUCCUCUCCGACGGCUUCGCUGACACUCGGUGUUAAAAGCGCACACUGAAAGUUUAGUCAAUAAAGCUUACAUUUUCAACAUGUUUUAAGAUUCCUCUGGAAUGUUUACACAGGAGACGGCCCGACAGAAUGUAUUCGUUAACUUUUAGCGUCUUCGCCAGGGGGUCGCCAUACCAAACACAUUUCAGCAUCGCAUCGAGAGGAAUAUUUUCUCGAUUAGAUCUUGGUUCAAAACAUGUAAUCAAAAAAGAGGCAUGUUUUGUGACACAAAACUAGUUUUUUGUCGGGGAUUGGUUUGUUACACUUGUCAUUUUGGUUUAAUUUAUUCGAGAGGUUUCUAGGCAUAGUCCUUUUAUGUGAUAGCUAAGCAAUCCAUAUUGCCUACGUCACACAAACAGAGGAUCAAAUUAGGGAUGUUAAAACCUGCUGCUGAGUUUUUUUAAUGUAUUUCCAUAAAAAAAAACCCCACACACUCGAGGAAUCGACCGAAAGCAACUCGCUCUUAACAGUUAGCUAUGAGUGACGAGGAAUUUCGAGCAUUUACCAAACAUCGAAUCCAGGUUAGAUUGAAAGGUAGUUCUUUGAAAACCGACAGAAACUCAUUUGCUGUUUCUUUAACCAUAACUUAUUGAAAUUUUGUUGUCGCACGUCCCUAAAACAAAGCCAUUGGCACCCAAUGGUUUAAAAAGGGAUCUCUGACUUUGUAAUGGCGCGUCGGAAUUAACACUCUCACACGCUUACGGUUCAUACGCAACAUGCUUCUAGGAACCGAAUUUUACCAUUCAUUUGCCUAAAAGGAUUCAUUUUUUAAGAAUAGGCUUGAAUAUGGGCCUUAUAUUCCUCUCAAAAUGACGCUUAUCUGUAGAAAUUUCGUGGGAGGUGUUCAAAUUUCCUUUCUUUAGCUAUUUUUAGUUAGAUGCAUUAGUCUGAUGUAACCACAUCCUUGCUGAAUUUAAUUCAGUGAGCCAAAGGCAGAAUAUUGUAUUUCAAUUAGACAAUUGCAGACGCAUAGUACAUUUAAUUCAAGUUGAUAAACCGCAAAUGAAAAUAUAUCAAAGCCGUUAUUUCAGUUCUCUGAAUGCUUCUAUGGAAAAUUACUUCCAGCUAGGAGAUAAACAUUGUACUGAUUUCAGGUUUUUGUUAAAGCGUAAUUUGGUAACAAACAAAGAAGUUGCUUUUUUAACUCUGAUAAAUCUUAUCAUUUAGAAUCUUAGAAUAUUAAUCUAGGAAACAAAUGAUGUAUAUAUUUUAUUUUGUCUUAAAUAUGUGAUUUGAACGCUAUAGGGGAGUCAAAACGUGUUAACUUUUGGUGGCAUGUUUGUGCUCGUACUAAUUUACUUUUUAACCUUUCGUUGCUUUCGGCAAGUUUUCGACAGGAAACUCUUUGAUAAAUUCUAGGAGAAGUCUUGCAAAAGGGGGUGAACAACUUUUUCUACAUGUGGCUGGCGAUGGAGUAACAGGCGACUAUGCCUUAAGGUGAAAUCCAAACACGAGAGCGUGCUCGCUGGCUCAACAGACGGCAGUGAGAGGUCUUAUAGGCGGAGGUAGUCCGCUGAUAACCGACUUUGUAUGAAACCUCUGGUACAUCAUCGUUUUCCAGAAUUCAAAAAGUUACCUAAGCGCAAAACAAAUAUUUCGCAUCUAGCUGAAUUUCUAUGACUGUCUCUUCCAUGCAGUUAUUACAACAAUUUCAAAGAGAUAUUGAGCUUACAGCUAUGCAUAUAGAAGUUCCCUACCUAAAUUUUCAUCAUGAUGUACGGAUUGUACAGCUAAAAAGUUUUGCAUUACUUAUUAAACAAUCGCAUGUACAGUUCUGUGUGUUAUGCAGAUUCAUAUAUGCAAGCAUGUAAUUGCAAGAUUAUUCCUAGAAAUAAUCACAAUUGGUCUGCUUGCGCAAGAAGUCAUCAUCUCCCACGAAAUCUUGCCUGACAGCUUAUUCAUAAUUCAAUAGAAGGAAAUGUGAAUGGAAAAUUGCGAAACUUUAUAAUUAUGGCUCAUUAACAAAAGAACUAAACUACUUAACCUUGUUCUUAUUUUUGUCUUUUCAUUCUUGCACAACCACAUUUGGUUCGAAGUGGUGUUCGAGUGAAUUAACCUUACACAUACUAAGAGUUAUUCAUUUGUUCUAUUUCUUUCUACUUCUUCCCAUUCCUUUAACACAUUUUGACUUUUCUUUUACUCUCCUGCUAUCCACAACUUGUAGAAAAUAGGCAAAACAAUGAUCACUCAAAUUGACUAAGAAGAAACUUUUUUUUGUACUAACAAAACCAGACAGAAAUGUUACAUUAAAAUCGAUGCUCAUUUGGUCCCGGUAGUAUCAUAUCGACGAAAAACUGGAAGAAUGAACUGUUCACAGUGCAUGAUUAUGAAACAGGUGUUACCAUAAUUUUGUAUAGGUAUGCCGGCUGGUUUAGGAGUUCAGUUAAUAUAUUCAUUGUCAGGGGACUGUCAAGAUGCUUUAAAAUGACAACAAAAUGCCACGUUAUUAUCUGGGGUAUCACGUGUGUUGAGGCAAAAGUCAUGAAAAGCCACUGAUUGGCAUAAAAAAAUGGAGAACUUAGUUAUUGAGGGGUAAUUUUAAUGAGCUAUCACACAUAAAAUGAGAGUAAAAUAAUGCGUUUUAAUGGAGUGAAAAAUGAUUGAUAGUUAGCAUUGUAACACUUAUUACACAAAUGGUUCUUAUCCUUUGGAAUAGGUGCAUCGCUUUUAAUGGCUUAGUAUUACUUCAAUCUACUGUCAAAAUGUUUUUAAAUUAAAUGUUAAGAAUUCAAUGGCGAAAAGUUUGAAAGAAAAUAUUUGAAGCAAUUUUUAUAGCUCUCAAAAUGACCAAAUAAACCAAAAUAAACCAACUGUAGCUCCGCUUUUCGGCUUGGCAAAAUCUAUAUAUUAUUAAGCAUACCAACCCAAGAUUUUGAGUAGAAAAUGCAAUUUGUAUUUGGCUUUUAGGAAGCUAAGAAAAUUACUCGUCGAUUCGGUCCUGUUUUAGUCAUUGGAAUUAAAUACCUCCGACAAUGAGAGGAUAAAAAUAGUCUAUAUGCUGAAUAGCAAGUUUCCUUUCCUUGUUUUUGCCUAUGACAACGUGUAAUCAUGAAUUAUGCCAUGAAAAAAAAAAACAAAACAAACGUAUCUGUCCGAUGAAACACAAAGAGAUCCGAAGUAUUUCUCUGUGUCACUACAGACGCACAACGGAAAAUAGCGAAUGAAAGGUGACUAUUUCAGUUUUAUUUAUGUUGGCUAAUGAGUAAGGUUUGAGUGACCUCGGCCCAUGCUGUUAUCGAUACUAAGCUUUCGUCUUACUCCUUUACAAACGACGUUUAAUAUGGACUUAGAUGUUGUCGCUGGAAUUCAUAAAUUCAUUGGAAACGCCACCUUCACCACACAGGCAGCGUUUCGGCCGAGAAAUUUUUCAAAGGUAUUUCUGAACGUUAUUCUCCUUUUUUCCUCAAAGAAGUGAUUAAUAGUAGCUAUUUGAAAUACUUUCACUUAAUUAUUCAACUAACAGCGAUAAUAAACGACUCUAAAAAUGUUUCGCGCGCAAGUUUACGAUAAGCGUAGUUUCAGCAUGACACGUGUCCGGGAAACACUUUAGAUAAUGACAGUGACAAAAUUGUGUUUUGAGAAAUUCUAAAACUCUAUUUUUAAAUCGGGAAAUAGUUGAAAGCAAAACAAAGAGUAUGUUAGAAGAAAAAUAACAGUCCUAUUCAAACGAAUUGCGAGCGAUUUUGCCCCUGCAGACUUCUAACAGAACAACACAACUCCCUAAAAGAAACGACAAGCUGCGAACUAAAAGCCUCGACAUUUAUAACCGAUAACAGGUAGCUAUCAAUAAAAUUAAUUGAGUAAAAUAGAUAUCCUCGCUGAACUUUGUUUCCAGGGAGAUUUUACUAAUAACGAGCUUCGUGAUUCUACUUGCAAAACUGCUUGAUUAUCAAUUCAGAUCUUGUUUCUUGAAAAUUAGAACCACAACAUAGCAUUCCAACUAUUUAUGUUGUAAUUCGAAGCAAGUAUGCUGUAACCGUUAUAGAUUACGAUUUUUUUGAACGAUCAAUUCACUGUAGAGCGUGUUAUCUUUUGUCAGUUGGUUUUGAAAAUCUUAACUUUUUAUUGUCAAAUUUUACAUCCACAUUUUUUGCGUAAUUCUAUUCAUGAGAUUUUUUUCCACAAAAAUGUUUUUGUGAGACAGAAAAAUUAAUUUCCAUAAAUGUGUCGGGUUGUUGUUUAUCACAUAAACUUUCUUGACAACAAAAUGUCUCUCAAAAUAAGACAGUUAAUUAACGAAUUUUAGCAAUAUAUUCUAUCAACACGGGUAUAUUAGUUGAAUCUAACACAUAAACUGAGUGCAAGUUUUCAAACCUCUAAUCUUCUAAAAAAAACUUCGUGUACGUUAGAAGUCACUAAGGAAAAUUUUCUGCUUCAACUACUAAGAGAAUUUAAAGUCGAAUUUAUAAACCUCUCCGAUAUGUUUGAUUCAUUAAAUUUUUACACUGACCACACUACUUGGGGGAAUUAUGUUUAUCGUAUUUAGAAACAGUAGCUUGAAGAACACGUCAUUUACAAAUAUUGUUAGAAUUUCGCUGUGAAAGCCAUGGAAACAAAAAGAGGUGUACUUUCUUCCAAUGUCUUUGAUUUUUAUGUAAGGGAAAACCACGCGUGCGCGAUGCAUUAACAAUGCAUCACUACCUCGAGAGCGAGAAAAAGUAGGAAUGUUAUGUAAAUAUGUACAAGGCUAGCUGAAAAAUGAAUAGCUAUAGUUAUUACUACGACAAAAUGUGACGACAUAUGGUACAAUUCUUACCAAAUGUACUGUUUUUUUUAUUAUCUUCAAUUUUCUUUUAAACGAUCUGUCUCACUCAAGUUCAAGUUCAAGAAAGAGGAAACUACAUCUAAUAUUAUAAUUUGUUCUCAGCCAAUGGCAAUUCAAAGGAAACAAGUAUAUUAAUAUUUCAAAGGAAGCUUUUUUCUAGCUUUUUCGAUGCAGUUCUAAACAAAUAUGAAAAAAAAUAAGGUGAUUCAUUUAAAUUUUACCUUUAUCUUAUCGAAGUCGUAUCUCAGACGGACCUGUCAAAUUUUGCGACGGUAAAUAAGUUAGAGAAGUUUUUUUACGUCUAUUGUAAUCGUUUUUCCGUCUGGAAGCUUAAGAGUAGAGUCCCUGUCGUCUAAUUCAAGAACAUCAGUUCCAAAGGAAAAGAAAAUUGACGCAAGAUACGACGUAAAAUUGAAGGCAAAAUUGAAGAAUCUUAAGCUUUAGAGUGGUGUCAAGGAUUUCUGUUCGCAAAAAGAGGACCAAUUACUAUAAGUCGUUUACGAAAACUUAAGGAAUGGCGCCUUCUUCCUAUGAUGAAACGCUCGAUAUAAAAACUAAUAACAACUGCGUAUUUUCACUUCAAUCCCAGCGAAAAGGUUGAUGAAAUUUGCUGUUUUGGAAUAUGCUUUGAAUCACAGAUAAUCAUAUUUAAACAAAAUUUUCCAAUAGGGUCAAGGGAAUUUUAAGCCAAAGUGUUAAAUAAUUUACAAAAUCAAAAUAUAAAAAUAAGCGCGCGAUACGAAGGACUACGGUCCUCAUACAACAAACUGAACCAGAGUUAAAAAUCCAAAAUAUCGCGUCGCCAAAGACAAAAUACGGCUAGGAGCUUCAGAUUUGUGACAUUUCAUGUUUUUCAUUCUAAGUGGGCGGCAAAUUUCAUUUCAUCGUCUUCGUUUGGAAUUAGUUUCUCCUGAUCCAAUGAAGCGAAUAGAACUUUUUACAUUUUAGUAAUUAUGCCUUCACACCUUUCUCGGAGAAAUUAUUAGUCGCUGCCAGAAAUUUCCAUUGGCCACAGGUCGCUUCAAAUUGCCUCUGACUCCUUGACGGCAUUAAUUCAAUUAAAUGCGUAGUGUACUUACUCGAACUAAACGGUUCUUUCAGUGUUGAUGUUUUCUCGACAAAAUCAAAAACAUGCAUGAAUUAGGCAUUGGGCACGAAGCUUGUCCUGUUCGUCAUGACGCGCGCUUCCUGUCUCCCGUUGAAAAAGGGAGCGUUUAGUUUCUCGACCAACCGCGUGUUCACUUUGCUUGAAAACGACGGAAGCGACAGCAGCGUAACUCUUCAGCAUCUAGGAGAAAGCUUCUCUGAACCAUCUUUAACGAAAGCGCGGUCCAGCGUCAAGAAAGCGAGGGUAUGUAAACGAGCCUGGCCUUAUUUUAUUUGAUCAGCUCACUUGUAUUUUGAAUUACAACACAUGAAAAGUGAUAACACAUUUCCAUUAAAAAAAAGAAACUGAACGAAUUCCACAUGAAGAGAACUUCGUACCCAGCUUGACCUCGUAUACAUCAUACGUUUAGUUGUCGACACUGAUUGUUCGACAUGAAGAUUUCUUCAUGAAACAGUGUGCGCCGACAUGAGGCAAUUUGUCGGUUAUGAAACUUUUAUGACAUUUGUGUCCUAAUUGUAACCUUACCAGAUGUGUUAUUAUUAUUAUGAUUUGCUUCUAUCUUUGUUCUUUAGAGAUUCGACCUUCUCUUGUAUUAUACUUUCUAAUUUAUUCAUAACUCGGGUAAUUUUUUGAAGUGAGUUCCGUGGUCGCAAAAGCUUCUCCUUCUUUUACAAGCUCACUGGUCCACCGUCGACGGCACGUGAAUCAACCUUGGUUUUAAUAUCUUUCAGGGUAAUUUCGCUGUUUAGUUGUUGUUAAAGUCUGACUUUUGCUAAUGACGCAAACAUAAAAAACUUAAACAUUGAAAAUGCAAGCACGGAAAUCGAAUGUUUUGAUUGUUAAGAACGCACCAAGUUUCUUGACAUUGGCACUUGUGUCGCUCGAAGGAAUAAUGAAACAUAUAUCUUGACCUUUCAAGAAAUCAAAUUAAGACAUUUCUAACGUUUGAAGGUUUCUUUUUUCCCGACCUGUACCAAACACCCGAUUUGAGAGAGAACCAGUUUGGAAUGAGUUUCAAAAUAAGGAAAGGAAAACACUUUUUCAAAUGUACGUUUUCAAAUAAAAAAAAUGAAUUUUUUUUUUCAAACAAAUAACUGCGCGAAUAAUCAUAAGUUUAGCUAGAUUUUUCUUCAAUUAGGAAACUUUAUCUCCACUUACAUCCAUCAACUUAGACAUGUUGUGAGCGUGAUGAAGAUAUCCUUCCCUUGUCAACUUUUAAUGGACAGUAAUUUAAAUAAGCAAAAAAACAAAAAUUAAACGUAAAAAAUUCGAUUCUUCCAUAGUUUUUCACUUGAUUUUGUGUCGCUUCUAGAUCGUUUUCCAGCGGAAGAUACACCACGAGAGGGGUAGCCUUUGACGGAAAUUUUUAAUUGAUUAUUUUUGCGGUUUGAUUUAUUAACGACGGUUAACCAUAAUAUCUGAUGAAAAUGAAAAAACAAGAAAAUGAAUUUCCCUGGGUGGCAUAAAACUUCAAAUAGCUGAUCAGAAGUAGUGAUGUAAGAUGGCAUUCAGAAAAAAGUCUUCAAUAAGACUCGGCAAUAAGGGUUUGGAUCCUUUUUAUGAGGCAAGUAUCACGAAAUGAAAGCAUACUGAAAGAUUAGUGGCAGGCCAAAGAGGAUUUAAGGAAAGAAAAGAAAAUUAAGAGUAGAAGAUUAAGUUGCAGACAUGUUAAUCUAUGUCGUUGUUGAAGCUCCUUAAGAAACAGUGGUAUGUGUUUGAUGCAUAACUUGUUUCAAACACUCUCCCGUAAACGAAAGUCACUUUAGGAAUAUUCCUAAACCUUUUGGCGUUUGUCGUUUAGGGGUCGAUGAGUUCAUCGAGCGAGAUCUCUUUCCCACCUUACGAAGUCGUUCCUGCUACUCGGCCUAUCAUCGUCAUCGGGCCUUCGCUCCGAGGAUACGAGGUAAGUGUGUAUACUGCCUUCGAAUUAAAACGGGGCGUCCGAACUUUCGCGACGAAAAUUGACGAAAGCACAAAAAGACCUAACACACUAGGCUGCGAUUUAAAAGGACACACGCAUCACGGUGCUCUGUCUGAUACUAUGGUUCUGCUGCCGCCUCAAAUGGCCUUUCUUUUUCCUGUCAAAUUUAGAGCACUUGUAAUGAGGUUUCCAUCAGCUUGCCAUGACCUUUGAAGGUGGCACUUUUGUGGUACAGUGUUUUGGGAAGCACUUUUGUGAUCUUUCUGGGUCGCAAGACCCAGCAUCACUUUGUCAAGAAAAUGCAAAAGCAAUCGUAGCUUUAGUGCGCAUUUUAUGUAGGCGGCAAAAACAUGUUAUUUCUCACGAGUUAAACUUAAGGUUAAUCAACCUUUAAGGUGGACUUUGAGACAAUACCUAGGACAUAAGUCAGAAAAUUAGAAAACUGGAUUUUACCUGAAAAUAAUCCGGUAGAGUUGGCCUAAAAGCCCAUGACUCAAUUGUAUUCAGGGAGCUUACACAUACUUAAACACCGAUUUAGGCGAUGUUCUUUACUAUUGCGUAAUAUUUUUCUUGGAAAUAAAAAAAAAUACAAGUUAACAUGUUUACUUCUGUCACUUUUGCAGGUUACUGAUCUUAUGCAUAGAGCUCUCUACAACUUUUUGAAGAAGAGAUUUAGUGGAAAGUAAGUCAAUAAUUUGCCAAACCAAAUUAUCAUAACUAAGCUACCAGGAAAUGUGUAACGGUUAGAGUUAGGAGAGAAUUAACAAUCAGAUCUUAGGAGAUGAAAUUUUAAAUGGCUGCCACCCUCUUAAGUGGCAACUGUGGCGUUGAACUACUUUCUUGGAUAUUUUCCGAGGAAUUUCACUGUCAAAUUGCGGUCAACAUUUCAUUUAACUUAAGACGCCUUUCGGGAAAAUGACACUGGAAAUGCUCAGUGGUAGCAUUUUAGAUUUUAAAACAUCAGUCUUACAAAUAGAAUCACCACCAGGUUUGGUUCUGUUUUGUUCAUUUAAAAUGAAACAACAAUCAAAUAAAAACAAACACAACAACAAGCUUUGAUUCUAUUAGACUCUCAUACUAUGAAACUUUUCUGAGCUGUUGCGGAACAAAUUUGAAAACCAAUAAAAUUACUAACAUAUCACUUGUUUUUACAGAAUAUCAGUGUAUAGAACUCAUGCAGACAUUGGUUUGUCAAAGCGAUCAAAGAAUAAUCCCUCAGAGAAAGAAAGAUUUAAUAUCACAAAGACAGGAGGUCCACGAAUGACAGGUAAAUUUACCAGAACAACUCGUGAAGGGAAAGUUAAAAAGUACCAUACUUCAAUAAAGUAAAAUGAGGUUGAUACCCUCGUGAAAUGCGGUUAUGUUCUUAAACCCAUCUUGCUACCAUACGUUUGUUAAAAUAAUCGCUCAAAGCAAGCUCCUUUUCAAAAUUUCAACAGCCGAAGUGCAGAAAGAAGUAGAGCGUAUAUAUGAAUUAACAAAGGGUCUUAACAUGGUUGUGAUCGACUGCGAUGCCAUCAAUCAUCCGUCCCAGCUAUUGGACUGCUCGCUGGCGCCAAUCGCUGUAUACAUCAAAAUGGAACCACAGAUUCUGGAAAAACUUGUCAAGCUACGCGGAUCUAAACGAAAAAACCUUGGUGCUCAAGUCGUUGCUGCUCAGAAGUUGGCACAGUGUAACGAGGUGAGACAGAUUUUAGUUGCCUCCAAACAGUUUUCAGCUCUUUCUUUUUUUCUUUCUCUCACUGUACUACGAUGACGGUGUGCAACGUAAUUCUCCACAACAGGUUGAGGGAAUAUGUAGGUGGCUGAAAGGCUUCUUCAUAUUCGAGUAUGCAAGCUGUAGAAAGGAUAUAACUUUCUAAAACGCUCUUAACGCUUUGACCCUAAGAGUGACUAGCAUCCAGUUUCUCCUUAAGGUCACAGGAAUAAAGCAAAUGAUCACCAACUAAAGAAGAUCUUGCUUGUUAAACAAAGUCUCCUUGUUUACAACUUAGAAAAUGUAUGAAGAACAGCAUGGAAAAUAUCUAUACUGACAUUGGGGUGUAAAGGAUUAAUGAUAGGUGCCUAUGACUCAAACCUUCAAUCUACCACUCUGAUUUUCACUAUCAAGUAAUGAUAUACUUUCUUAAGAUACAUCUUUCGUAAACUUAACAAAACUGUGCGAAGGGGUUUCAAGUCACCUACAAUUUCUUAAAAUAUUAAUGUAGCUCUAGACGUUACCAGUGUGUAUUUGCAUUAAUUCUUUUCAUAUUUCAUGCAGGAAAUGUUUGACUUGGUUCUUGAUGAGGCCAUCUUUGAGGACGCUUGCGAGCACCUAGGGGAGUUUUUAGACCAGUAUUGGAGGGACCUGCACCCGAAUGAUUGUGAGGACGGAGCAGCGUCUUUAUCAGAGAAGAUGCCUCUGCUCCAGGGACCCAGUCGAGUUCCUGCUUUAAAGGUACCUAUCUAAAUCGCAUGACACAUAUCACAACCGCUCUUAAGGGUCCCUGGGUCCCUAUUAAUUUCCAGGGCGUGGAGCUUAACGGGCUGGAAAUUGGAAAGUCUCUAAGCACGUGGAACAACAUUAUGCCAAAGCGCCGAUGGAUGAAUCAUUGACUCGGCGUGAUACCGCUUGCCAUUAAAACACAAAGGUGCUCUUCUAGGAUCAAAUGUCGUUAACACUUUCUUUCAUGCGCUCAAACAGCUUUCUCGAAAUGUUUAGCAAACAAGAAUGAUCCUUACUCGGAAACGUUUGCUAGAGGAUAUUUUAUCCACUCGCAAACAGUCAAAAACACUCGCAUUUUGUGGAUACGCGGGCGCUGAUUUCGAGUCCUGGUUUUAGGCCUAAAUUCCGUGAUAUUAGGGCGCUUUUCGACUGAGUGUCGUAACACCAAAACCAAAGUUAUCACGACGACCAAUCAGAAGAAAGGAAAACUUUCUUAAGAACCAAUGAGAACUCAAACUAAAAUCCAGCAAAUUUCCCAAAGCGCAGGAAAAUGCAAGAAACCACGUCGCGACUGGAUUUAAUCUUGCGUCGUUAACUUACAAUCUAUGUUUCAGGGUGCACAGGGUUUAGCCAAAAGCCAGCAAGGACAGUCACCUCUACAGAGUUUCGCUGGUGGAAAACAAGGCUCUCCAUUGAAAGGCGCACAGCAACAAGGUGGACAGAGGGAGAGACAAGGCACCAGUGGCUCUCAAACAAACCAAAGGAAAAUAGCGGUGAGUGGCAAUGCGCCAGAUUUUGGUAAGAAACUCCAUGAAGCUUUCCAGAGUUCGCAGUCUCAUAAAACCUCUGAGCCCGAGUAUCAAUCAAGUUACGGUCAAGAACCACCCUACGAUCAACAUCAACAACUUCAGCAACAGUACUAUGGCCAGGGGGAGCAUUACGAGCAGGAGCAACAUUAUGGGUCGGAAAUGUACGGGCACCAACAAGGUUACACUACUGAACCCUAUCACCAGGGGUACCAACAGCAGUAUAGUCAUGACGGCCAUUACGGCUAUGAACAAUAUGGGCAGGACCCUAAUCAGGGGUACUCUCACGGGUAUGAGAACCAGUACCCUGACUCCUAUUACAACAGGGAUGUCAGUAUGGGGUACCAACAGCAAUACAGACAUGAAAUGGAUAGUCCUUAUCAACAACAACAACAACAACAACAACAACAGCAAGAGUGGUAUGGUGACUCAAGCAACUAUUACGGAGGAGAUGGCUACUAUCAGUAAUAUAUUAUUGUAGAACAGUGUCACAUCAACAGCGAACACUCUCAAUUUAACCACUGAAUUAAAAUUUGAUAGCCUACCGAGCUAUUUGUAGAGAAUUUGCAAUACCUGAAACCAAUUCAAGGACAAUACUUUCAAGACUUUCUUGAUCAAAGUUGCAAGUUUUGUAUUUGCUUCAGCAUGAUCUUUUCUUAUCAUGCACAGCAGUCUCGUGUUUCUCACGUGAUGCAAAAUGAGAUGACACUUGCAUGCUUUAUAGCACUUAAUUGACGGCAUGAAAUCACACUUGACAAAGUUAUAGCAGGAGAGUUUAUAAAAUCAAUGUUGAUGGCAUUUCCAUCAAAGCAGAGAACUUGUUUAGCUGCCAAAAUAUGCUUGCUAAAGAGUUGUCUUAGCUACUAUGGGAGAACUUCACAAAUGUAUACAAUGUAUGACUUGAUUAUCCCAAGAAAAGAAAGAAGUUCACUGUUUUGAUCACAUUUUAGACUAGUUAUCUCAAACUUAAAUCCCAAUAACUAGGAUGAAAACCAUGGACAAGUCAUUUUUGACUUGCUACACACAGUAAAUUUUGUUAGCUCUAGCUGGUCUUAUUUAUGUGUAACUAACCUAUAAAACUAUGCUGAGCCAAACUCUCUUAUCACAAAAUAGGGUUGUAAAAAAUAUUAGAAGAGUAGGCAGCACUACAGGUUGAAGGUCUCUCUACAGGCAUGGGCUCUGGGAGCUGCAAGACCUCAAAGAAUUCAGAAUGGCUGGCUCAUUUUUCAGAGUAGACCAUGAAGUACACUGGUUGCCCUAUUAUUUCAACAACCGUGAAAGAGUAAUCUGUAGUGUUAAAUAGCCAAAAAUAUUCAGGAGAUUUUUGAAUGUAUAGAACUUACAAUUUGAACUGAAGAGUAAGGACCAGUGCACUGCUACAGAUGAAAACCCUAUUCUGUCUGACUUAAAAAAAUCAGAAUUUUAGUUUACUGAAUAAAAAUCAAUGGCCAGUCUCACACUGCAACAUUUUUUUCAAUCAUUUGCUUUGAACAAUUGAGUAGGAUGGAUCAUACAACAAAUAAUGUUGUCC
Pocillopora meandrina is the source of this 14461-nucleotide messenger RNA. NCBI's taxonomy places the organism in Eukaryota, Metazoa, Cnidaria, Anthozoa, Scleractinia, Pocilloporidae. The record is from the annotation of a GenBank genome assembly.